CCACCACAUAGCCAACACUAGAACUAGAUUGGAUUUUUACCUGAGACUUUUUUUCACGUCUCGCGAUCGUCUUAACUCGCCACCAUCGCGUUACGAACUGCAACGAGCCACGAAAUAAUUUUAUGACCGCCGUACCGUCACAAAUUUUCGUCUCACCAAAAUGCAUUUUGGAUCGUUUGCUUUCUUCUUCUGUUCGUUUUUAAUUAACUUGAACCGUUUCAAUGUUCGUGCCGAAGUUUUCACCGCUUUGGCCGAACUUGAAGAACUCCUACAGACCGAAUCAGUGCUCAUCAACGCUUUAGAGAGCUUUAUUCAAACUCACGAACAAAAACUGGCUAUACUCCGGCGAUAUGCAGAAGCAUAUCAAAACCAGCACGAUAUUGCUGCAGCUGAUGUCCAAGUUUACGUCUCUAAUCCCAUCAACGCAUAUCUUCUGGUGAAGAGAUUAACUACUGACUGGAAAGAAGUCCAAACUUUAAUUGAAACAAACGCAGGAGCAGAGGUACUACAUAAUUUAACAACAUACAGGCAGCAUUUAAAGUUCCCAACGGAUGAAGACUUGAAUGGAGCUGCUGUAGCGUUGACGCGCCUGCAGGACACAUACAAAUUGGACACGUCCUCUUUGGCACGCGGUGAAUUAAACGGAGUAAAGUACUCCACGGAAUUAAACGCGGCGGAUUGCUUUGAAUUGGGGAGACAAUCCUAUAACAAUGAAGAUUAUUAUCAUACCCAGUUGUGGAUGCGUGAAGCCGAUGUACGGCUGGGACGCGAAGUCAACGAAACAGUUCACAGAAGUGAUAUUUUAGAAUAUUUGGCUUUUAGUACUUUUAAACAAGGAAACGUGCAUUUGGCGUUGGACCUUACAAAUAAACUCUUGGAAUUGGUCCCGACUCAUCCCAGAGCGACGGGUAACAAAGUUUACUAUGAAAAUUCAAUUGAGAAGACUAAUCUCGAGCAACGAAAAGGUGAUGAUGGCACAGACCAGGUUGCUGAGGUUAUCACCCAUCCAGCUCCUCUUCAUCCUGAUCCCCAUCGCCACUUGUACGAACAAUUAUGUCGUGGCGAAGAAAUGUUGGAAUCUCACCUGGCUGCUGAGCUGAAAUGUUUUUACUAUAAACCGAAACACAAUAAAUUCCUGCAAUUGGCACCGUUUAAAGUGGAAGAAGCUUACAAAUCGCCUCGUAUUUUGAUUUUCUACGAUGUCAUGUCCGAUAGUGAGAUUGCGUUGAUCAAGAGGAUGGCUCAACCCAGAUUUAAACGUGCAACCGUACAAAACUCACAAACGGGAGAACUUGAAACCGCUCAAUAUCGUAUUAGUAAGUCCGCAUGGUUGAAGGAUAACGAACAUAAGCACAUUGCUACUGUUAGCCGAAGGGUUCAGGAUAUGACAGGUCUUACAAUGAAGAGUGCUGAGGAGUUACAAGUGGUGAAUUAUGGAAUUGGUGGACAUUAUGAACCACAUUAUGAUUUUGCCAGGAAAGAAGAAACAAAUGCAUUUAAAAGCCUAGGAACAGGAAAUCGUAUUGCAACUGUUCUUUUCUAUAUGAGUGAUGUACCUCAAGGUGGAGCAACAGUUUUCCCCAAUAUUAAAGUAGCGCUCUGGCCUACGAAAGGUGCGGCUGCCUUUUGGUUUAACUUACAUCCUGAUGGAGAGGGCGAUAAAAGGACGAGACAUGCAGCUUGUCCUGUUCUGGCAGGCUCCAAAUGGGUUUCGAAUAAAUGGAUCCACGAACGCGAGCAAGAAUUCCGACGACCUUGUGACUUAAUACAAACCCCAUCUGACCUAACGGCGUAGCAUAAUUAGCAACAAUUAUUUUAUUUUUAUCAACAACUUCAUAAAAUCAACACAUGCUUUUUAUUUUGUUUUGGUCGACAUCUUUUUCUUAUAUCAUCAUUUGAGUUUUUUUGUAAUAUACGAAAUUAUACCAAAAAUUUUAAACCAAGCCAGUCAUAUUGUAAAUUUUAUUGAUAGAGAGUGAUAACAAGUACACUAAAUGAUCCUAUUAUUGAUAAUAUAAUUUUAUAUUUACAAUUUUUAUAAACAGAUUUAGUAAUAUGUACUGUAUUGAGUAAUCAAUAUUCUGUAAAAUGUUUUGUGUUUAAAUAUAAUAUAUAAAGUUUAACAAUA
This is a messenger RNA of Dalotia coriaria, 2128 nucleotides long. It is a transcript of the gene PH4alphaEFB, whose product is annotated as prolyl 4-hydroxylase subunit alpha-1. Lineage: Eukaryota; Metazoa; Arthropoda; Insecta; Coleoptera; Staphylinidae. Gene Ontology annotation, molecular function: iron ion binding; L-ascorbic acid binding; procollagen-proline 4-dioxygenase activity. Gene Ontology annotation, cellular component: endoplasmic reticulum. Bases 161 to 1795 code for a protein of 544 amino acids. Gene Ontology annotation, biological process: peptidyl-proline hydroxylation to 4-hydroxy-L-proline. The record is from RefSeq and is a predicted model, not a curated record. The transcript is spliced from 9 exons.